This is a messenger RNA of Moesziomyces antarcticus, 2634 nucleotides long. RefSeq names its product phosphoketolase. NCBI's taxonomy places the organism in Eukaryota, Fungi, Basidiomycota, Ustilaginomycetes, Ustilaginales, Ustilaginaceae. Gene Ontology annotation, biological process: carbohydrate metabolic process. Gene Ontology annotation, molecular function: aldehyde-lyase activity. The coding region runs from base 1 to 2634 and encodes 877 amino acids. The transcript has a single exon. The record is from RefSeq and is a predicted model, not a curated record.
AUGACGGCUCCCGCUGGCUUUCACUUGGUCCCGUCGCACGUCGACGCGGAUGUGCCUCUGCGCGACCAGGAGGUGCACCUCGUCCUCCCCAACCAUGCAAACGCCGAACACCGCUACGACCUCGAAGCCAUCCAAGCCUUCCAGAGCGCAGCCAACUAUCUCGCCGUGGCGCAGAUCUAUCUGCUCGACAACGUGCUGCUCCACAAGCCCCUCGAUUACGAAGCUCACGUCAAGAAGCGGCUUCUCGGUCAUUUUGGUACCGUACCCGGACUCGUGUUUGCCUAUGCGCAUGCUACCGCUCUGCUCGCGCGCAUCGAAAAGAAAGCCACUGCGGCAGGCGACGAGUACCAGCCCAGGGGCAUUUUCGUCACGGGCCCGGGACAUGGCGCACCCGCGGUGCUGGCGUGCCUGUAUCUGGAGGGCUCCAUCUCCAAGUUCUCGCCAGACGAGUCGCUGAGUGCAGCGGGUGUGCAGAGGUUCGUCAAGAGCUUUUGCUGGCCCAACUCGAUGCGCCCGAGCCAUGUGACAGCCACGACGCCCGGCUCGAUCCACGAAGGCGGAGAGCUUGGCUACGCGCUCGGAGUCGCCUACGGAGCUGUGAUGGACAAGCCCGACCUGAUCGCAUUUGCAGUCAUUGGCGACGGCGAGGCAGAGACCGGACCGACGGCAACGGCGUGGCAUGCGCACAAGUUCAUCGACCCCGCCGAGUCGGGUGCUGUCCUGCCGAUCCUGCAUCUGAACCGGUUCAAGAUCAGCGAAAAGACGAUCUUUGGCGCAAUGGACCGCGAAGAGCUGCUGGCGCUCUUUACGGGCUAUGGCUACCAGGUGCGCUUCGUCGACUACUAUCAGCAUCUCGGAGGCAGGCACACGAGGCCGGGAGAGCGAGAGGUGGCCGCGUUCGAUGUCGACAUGGCCGCCAGCCUCGGUUGGGCCUACGACGAGAUUCGCAAGAUCCAAAAGGCAGCAAGGAACGCCGAGCCCAUGCACAAGCCGCGCUGGCCCAUGAUCAUCUUGUCGUCGCCCAAGGGGUGGGGUGGGCCGCAGACCGUCGAUGGGCUACAGGUCGAGGGCUCGUUCCGCAGCCACCAGGUGCCGCUGCACGUGGAUGCGCACUCGCCUCCGGAUCAUCUCAAGAAGCUCGAGGAAUGGCUGAGGUCGUACCAGCCCCAGAUGUGGCUCACACUCGCUGGUCAAGGUGCCGAUCGGCUCGAGAUCAGCUCCGUGGUCUCACGCAUGCUUCCGAGCGAGUCGCUGCGCUUGGGGCAGCUGCGCGAGCUGGCGCAACGCAGCCCCAACCUUGUCGAUGUGGGCACGACCGGCUUUAUGGUCGAAUCGGAGACCUCGGCUGCGGGUGACAAGGUGCAGGUCUCGGCGAUGCAGCAGUGCGGUGCGUACCUGGCUGCGCUCAUUCCGCUCAACCCGGACCGGCUGCUCAUCUUUUCCCCGGACGAGCUGGUUUCGAACAAGCUCGAUGCUGCGCUGUCGCUCGCCGGCUUCAAGGGGCGCAAGUUUGAGCACGUAUUCGAGAGCCAGGUCACGGGUCUGGAGCGGCGCGAAGGCAUGCGAUCCGGACGCGUGAUCGAGAUGCUCAGCGAGCACACGCUGCAGGGUUUUGCGCAGGGCUACGCGCUCACGGGUCGCAUCGGUGUAUUUCCGAGCUACGAAGCCUUUCUCGGCAUUGUGACGACGAUGAUCAGCCAGUUUGCCAAGUUUGUCAAGGAGGCGCGCGCGACGGGAUGGCGACCGCCCGUGCCGUCGAUCACGUACCUCGAGACGUCGACGCUGUGGCGUCAGGAGAGCAAUGGAUUCAGCCACCAGUCGCCCGGGCUCAUCAAUGCGGUGUUGGACCUGCCGCACAAUGUGGCGCGCGUCUAUCUGCCACCGGAUGCCAACUGUGCGCUGUCGACGCUGUCGCACUGCGUGCGCAGCCGCAACUAUGUGAAUCUGGUGGUGGGCAGCAAGCAUCCAAACCGCGUCUUUUUGGCCGAGGACGAGGCGAAUAGGCACUGCAAGGCGGGCGCUAGCAUCUGGCACGCCUACUCGACCGACAAGGGCAGAGAUCCGGAUGUGGUGAUUGUCGGCAUUGGCACCGAGACCACGGCUGAAGCCCUUGCGGCGACGGAAUUGCUCGAGCGUCUUGCAGGGGAGGAGAGCGUCAGGGUGAGGUUCGUCAAUGUGACGGAUCUGAUGAUUCUCAGCGAGGGGUCGGUGCAUCCGCAUGCGCUGAGCGAAUCGUCUUUCCUGGACCUCUUUACGGACACCGCGCCCGUGCUGUUCAACUUCCACGGAUAUCCCACGGCGGUCAAGGGGCUGCUGGGCGAUCGACUGUCGGACGAGCAGGGUCGAAGGCCGACUGCGGUUCUGGGGUAUAGGGAGGAGGGAACCACGACGACGCCGUUCAGUAUGCUCAUGCUCAACGGCGUCGACCGCUUCACUGUCGCGCUCACGGCAAUCGGCCUCGUCGAACAAGACUGCGGGUUGAAGAAAGCCUGGCGCCGCGACGAGGCCCGACUGCAGCGCAUGGUCGAGAGCGACGAGUGGGACGAGCUCGUGACGAGCCUGCAGGAGACGAGGCAAAAGUGGCAGACGUAUAUCGACGAGCACGGUUGCGACCCGCCCGAGCUGGAUGUGUGA